This is a messenger RNA of Cyclopterus lumpus (lumpfish), 2574 nucleotides long. RefSeq names its product brevican core protein-like. The record is from RefSeq and is a predicted model, not a curated record. The transcript is spliced from 14 exons. Gene Ontology annotation, biological process: cell adhesion. Gene Ontology annotation, molecular function: hyaluronic acid binding. Lineage: Eukaryota; Metazoa; Chordata; Actinopteri; Perciformes; Cyclopteridae. The coding region runs from base 1 to 2574 and encodes 857 amino acids.
AUGCAUGCUGGGUUAAUAACAGGGCCAGGCUGGCAGGACGCCGCUGGGCUGAGACGCUGUGUCAUUAGCUCUCGGAGACAUGUCCAAAUACUUCCACUUCUCAUUGCCGUCUGCCGCCUCACUCUGGCCUUCCCCACACAAACUCCAUCAGCAUUUGAUGAUAUACGGCAGCUCCAGGUGAACAUCCCUCACUCAGGACCUGUCUCCACUUCACUGGGCAGCUCCAUCUCCAUCCCUUGCUUGGUGUCUCUGUCCUCUUCCUCCCCUGUUGCACCGCGGGUCAAGUGGACUGUGGUGUCUGGUGGUGUGGAGACGCAGAUCUUGGUAGCGAGAGGUCAAAGAGUAAAGGUCAACGAGGCAUACCGAGACCGAGCUGCCUGGCUCAACUACACCUCCUCCCCCGAUGAUCUGUCGCUGUGGUUGGGAGAUUUACGCUCCAGUGACUCUGGCCACUAUCGCUGUGAGGUGCAGCAAGGCCUGGAGGACGCCAGCGAUCUCGUACAACUCAAGGUCAAAGGUGUCGUAUUCCACUACAGGGAUGCUUUGGGUCGCUACGCGUUUUCCUUCCAUCAGGCGCAGAGGGCUUGUGAGGCCAUCGGGGCACAAAUCACGACUCCUGACCAGCUGCUGGCGGCUUAUUAUGACGGCUACGAGCAGUGUGAUGCGGGCUGGCUGGCAGACCAGUCUGUCAGGUACCCAAUCCAAGUGCCCCGUGAAGGUUGUUAUGGAGACAUGGAUGGCCAACCAGGCGUGAGAAACUACGGGACAAUGGAUCCAGAUCAUCUCUUUGAUGCUUACUGUUAUGUGGAGGAAACUGAGGGGGAGGUGUUUCAUGACUCCAUCCCACAGCAGUUGUCAUUUGAUGAAGCACAGUCACACUGCAGAGCAACAGGAGCAGAGUUGGCUACAACAGCCCAGCUGUACAUGGCAUGGCAUGAAGGUCUGGAUCGUUGCAGCCCUGGCUGGCUGGCUGAUGGCAGUGUACGCUACCCCAUCAUGACCCCCAGAGAGCGCUGCGGAGGGCCUCAACCAGGUGUCAAAACCCUCUACCGCUUCAGCAACCAAACUGGCUUCCCACAGCCAUCCAGUCUUCAUGACGUGUAUUGUUUCAGACGUUAUAGAAAUACUCCCACCGACUCUCCCAUGGACAAUGUGGCCACAGAGCCUGAGGACAUUGGACAAGAUGUUAUUGUUCUCAUGGAAACAGAUCAAGAGCUGCAACUCAACCAACACGUAGAACAGGUGGAGCUCAAAGCUGAAAAAAAAGUAAAUGUUGCCCAAACUCUUGGAGAAGAAGUGAGUAUCACCCCAACCCUCGAAGAAGAAGAGAACGUCACCCCAACCUUUGAGGAGGACUUUACCGUCUUUCCACUCGAUUCACAAACAUCCAACUGGGCUCUGCUGACCACCACAACAGGACCUCAAGAGUCUCUGAACGAUCUAGAGUACAGCAUAAAAAACUCCCCUACCACCUCCAAUGCAGCUCUACAGUCCUCCUUGAGUACCAAGCCCACUGCUGCUAACACAAAGACCACCAUCAGGUCCAACACACACUGGUCCAGACGCACUUGGAGCCCUACCACCUCAGCACCAGAUGUGUUCCACAAGACGGCUGAGCCCCGGAAGGUGUCAACCUUCAUACCACCAGUGGAUCAGGGUCUGGUGGAUGUUGAGUUUAGUCUCACCCAGCCGCCCACCCUUCUUAUCUUGCCCAAUCAGAGGGCAGCUGUAGGCGGCACAGGGAAAGCUUCAGUUGUCCUCUGUUUUGUUCCAGAUGCCUGUGUGAACGACCCCUGUCUCAAUGGAGGCACCUGCACUGACUGGGACGGGCAGAUUCAAUGUCUCUGUUUGCCAUCAUAUGGAGGAGGCUUCUGUCAGACCGACCUGGAGAGAUGUGAACCCGGCUGGGAUAAGUUCCACGGUUUCUGCUACCGACACUUCAGCCAGCGUCUGAGCUGGGAGGUCGCAGAGCAGCACUGUCGCAUGCUGGGAGCUCAUCUGGUGUCCAUCAUAACCCCAGAGGAACAGACGUACAUCAACAACAACUACAAAGAAUACCAGUGGACCGGUUUGAAUGAUAAGACCAUUGAGGAUGAUUUCCGCUGGUCUGAUGGCAACCCGAUGCUCUAUGAGAACUGGUACAAAGGGCAGCCAGACAGCUAUUUCCUGUCUGGUGAAGACUGCGUGGUGAUGGUGUGGCACGAUGAGGGACGAUGGAGUGACGUACCCUGCAACUACCACCUUGCAUAUACCUGCAAAAAAGGCACCUCCUCAUGUGGUCCACCACCCAAGGUCCGAAACACCUCCAUCUUUGGAAAAGGUCGACAGAGAUACGAGACCAAGGCAGUUGUGCGUUAUCACUGCGCCCCUGGUUUCCAGCAGAGAUUAACUCCUCUGAUCAGGUGUCUGUCUGGAGGCAGGUGGGAGAGGCCCCAGGUCCUGUGCAUCCCUGAGGCCGGAGGCCCAACCCAACACCCUGAAGUGACGUCACAGACCAACGACAAGUCUGCUGCCAUUGAAGACGAGUUUGAAGCCACUAAAGAGACACCACAGUACUGGGACAUCAAGUUUUAA